Messenger RNA from Dimorphilus gyrociliatus, 3424 nucleotides. NCBI's taxonomy places the organism in Eukaryota, Metazoa, Annelida, Polychaeta, Dinophilidae. The record is from the annotation of a GenBank genome assembly.
UUGUUUUCGUUCAUUUUUUUCUCAGUUAUUCUGUCAUUUUAAAUAUAUCUUUUGAAUACGAAAUAUGUACUUUUUAAUCUUAAUGAGUGUUCUAAGUAUGGCAACAAGUCGGCAGGAUCAUCGUGGAAAAAAGUUCAUCAUUGGUUUUCUUGAAAAUAGAAUUUUACAUUAUACUGAUCCAGUAGCAAGAAUUUAUCUUUCUAGCCAAUCUAAUAAUGAUGUUCAAGUUGAAAUAUCUGCUCCUUUUCAAAGGAUUUAUCAAAACGUGACUAUAAAAAGAAAUAGUAUGCAAGUUGUUAAUUUCAAUACGUCAGUUCAUAUUGAAGGUAAUAAUAAACAAAUGAAAGGACUUAUGAUAUCGGCUUCUGAGGAUAUAACCGUUCAAGCUGGCAGUAUUAAUGACCUGUCUAGUGAUGCAUAUUUAGCUUUACCUUUAGAUACUCUGAGCAAAGAAUACUAUAUUAUUACCUACCAGUAUAUUUACGAUAAACACUAUUUAGGGCCAAGACAUAGGCAAGGUCCGUGUCAAAUUGGAAUAAUUGGUACAUAUCCAACAAAAUUAACAAUUGUUCAUCUAUUCUUCCCUGAGAAUUUACCUGAAAUGCCUUCAGUUACACGAAAUUUCUAUUCUGGUCCUCUAAAAAACGUAGCUAAAAUAGAAUUAGCAGAAAUGGAAAUUAUACAAAUACAAAGUCAAUACGAUCUAACAGGCACCAAAAUUGUGUCCACGCAACCUGUGGUUGCUUUAGCCGGAUCCGUUUGGACAUCUAUAGGAGGUUUAGAAAUGGGUGAUCAAUUACUAGAACAGAUGAUACCUUUAGAUAGAUGGGGAACUGAAUUUAUUGCUGUACCAUUUGCUAAUCGUAGUUCUGGAGAUAUUUUUAGGAUAUUGGCGAAGAGUGAUGAAACCCUUUUACGUAUUUAUCGAAAUAGUCGACCGGGUACUCACCAAAUUAAAACUAUAAAUGGAGGCGAUUACUUUGAUUUGGACUUGGAUUCGGAAGAUUUAGGCUAUAUUGUUUCUAGUAAAGGAGUUUUAACAGCCCAUUUUAGUAAAUCAUUUUCGGCUGAUAAUCAUAAAUUAACAGACCCUUCAAUGACCCUUUUACCACCAAGUGUACAAUUUACAUCGAAUAUUUCAUUUGUAACAUUGGCAUCUCUACAUGAUUCUUAUCAAAAUUACGUCAAUAUUAUUGUUCCGUCUGGAAAAGAAGAAUCCCUUAGAUUUGAUGACAAACCCCUUGCCAGUGAACUAAGUUAUUGGAAUAAUGAAGGUUGGAGAACAGUAAAGCAUUCUAAUUAUUCGGUUAUCAGAGUAGAAUUGAGCAGUUUAUCUGUUCGACAUACGUUAACAAUGCUUAAUGAUGAAAAAUUCUUUGCCGUAGCUUAUGGUAUGAGAUUGCAAGAAAUGUAUGCUCAUCCUCUUGGUCUGCAAGUGAACAUUUUACCUUAUCCUUGUACACCAAGUGUUUCUCAUUAUAAUGAUGGUUUUGACAACGAUUGCGAUCAAUUAACAGACGAAGAAAUCAAAAAUGGAAUAGACGAUGACAGUGACGGACUCAUAGAUGAAGAUCUUUUCUAUAACGGAACUAUAGAAAAUCAAUUUACGCAACCAAACAAUCAAAAUGUGACGAUUAAAGCGCAAAUUCACAUCACAACAACGCCAGAAAUUGAGAAACCAACUUCAAAGUCUGCUCCACCACUUGUCACAGUACCUUAUAUUACAGGUAUUUUUGAAAAUCAAACAUUUACGAUUGGCAAUAGAACCGAAAUUAAUGGGACAGUUUUCUUGGGAAUAUGGAUAAAUGGGACUUAUUAUAUUGGAAAGAUUGUAAAUGGCAAAUGGAUUCGUAUUGAUUCUCCAAAUGAAAUUACAACUCAAGUAGCCCAAGAAAUAACCACAAAGCCGCUUACAACAAAAUCAUUGCCAACGUUUCCUUCCACUACUCCAAUGGGGUUCGAUUCGACUACUACUGAUGAUAAAAAUCUAUCUACUGAACCCUCAAACGCUGCUAAUCACAACAACAGUAUAGACGUUACAAAUGGCGGUAUCUUUUUAAAUGGAAGUAAAAUUAAUUUACCAAAUGUUAACCUGACGAAUGGAUUUAACAUUAGUAUUAUCAACGGUACAAUUUAUAUAGGAAUAUGGAUAAACGGAACUUAUGUAGUUGGACGCGUUAUUGAUGGUAAAUGGGUUCCUAUUUUGCCAAAUGGAAAUCGAAUAACUUCUGUUAAGCCUGAAACAACUGCCAACGAUAUAACAACUACUAUCAGGAUUACCACUUUCGUAACAUCGACGAAACUUGUAAAGAACUAUCCCACAACAAACCGACCUUCCACUCAGGGUAUAACAUUUGAUAAAACUACGGUAACAAAUCCCCCUAUAACCAAACUUCAAUCUUCAACUACAACAACUAAAAAAUUUACGUCAUCCAUGUCACCCAUACAAACGUCAUCAUUAGCAGAGUCCCUUACUGGUACUAAUAAGAAUAUAUUAGUAACUACACCUAAACAAAGUUCAACUACAAAUAAGCCGACAACAGAAUCUUUAACUACAAGUAUAGAUGCUACUUCACCAUUCAGUGUCAUCCUUGUCAAUGGUACGUACAUAAAAGAAGUGUGGAUAAAUGGGAGUCUUUAUAUAUAUAAACUAGUAAAUAAUGAAUGGAUUAAGUCAAUCAUGAAAAAAUGGAUAGAUGGAAACUUUUAUCAAUAUGCAUAUAUAAAUGGAAAAUGGAUACUAGUUGUUAUGGAAACUUUUGUAAAUGGGAAACGAAGGCGCUUUGAACUGAUAGAUGGAAAAUUUGUAGAAACGACUCCAGGGAAAGCUGAUAGCACCGCUGAUUACGAGUAUGAAGUCAUAGAUGGUAAACUUGUUCCAAAAAGCAAAGUGGAACGGAUAGAUGGGACAGAAAUUCGCUACGAAUACGUUAAUGGAAAAUGGGUUCCAACGCUUAAGGAAACGUAUAAAGAUGGAAUUUAUUAUAAGUAUAAAUAUAUCAACGGAAAAUGGGUAUUGGUAGCAACCGAAAAGGUUAUGAAUGGAAAAAGAUAUAUAUUAGUUGAUGGAAAAUGGAUAGCUAUGACCAAGGAGGAACUAAUAAAUGGAAUAUAUUACAUAUAUGAACUUAUAAAUGGCGAAUGGGUAAUUGUUUCAAAAGAAAAACUUAUAGAUGGUAUUCGUUAUGUUAUGGUUGACGGACAAUGGAUCAUUAAAGAUAGACAAACAACUACGACUCAGCAGGAAACCACCACUAGAUUACCAGCAAGAACCUCUCUUCUAGCUAUUACAAUAGAGCCAACAAUUUUAUCAACUAUAAUGGGAUAUAAAGCUACCGAUACGAGCUUGUCGUCACCGGCGUCAACGGAAAUGAAACCACUCCAAAAUAAGAAAAUGAAAGGAACGAAUGAAUACGAAGUCUAA